CGUUCGGAUUGCGCUGUCGCGUCCUUUGACACGCUUAACCGUUUAAGAAAACGAUUUCGCCACUUUUUCGCUGACGUUUUGACUAUUCUACGAUGCCAAGUAUUUACAGAAAAUUCAGAAAAUUACGUCGAAGACGACACGUUCGUACUUAGUAAUAAAGAUAUCGUGAGUUAAUUCUGAAAAUUAAGUUUGUGCCGUGUGUUCAUCAGCUACAUUUGCUUUAUUGAUAUUUUGAGUGUCAUAGGACUUUUAGUGCCUAUGCAUAUCUUGAGAAUUUGGACCGUGUUCUAGAUUACUUUUAAGAACAAAUAGUUUCCUAUACAUAGUUGGAUUACUUGAAAGACAUUAUGUCAGAAAUUGUUUACCCUCAAGGGUGUAGAUCUGUUACUGAAGAUCUAGGCCCAGAUGAAUUGAUCAGAAGGCUUAAGACAUUGGCUCAUACAUUACAAGCUAUGGGUCAAGAUGAAGGAAUGUACCAACAAUAUAUUCCCUUAGCUUUGCAUUUGGCAGAAGAACAUUUUUUAAUGCAUCAAAGUAAAGAUGUUCAAUUGUUAAUUGCAUGUUGUAUUGCAGACGUACUAAGAGUUUAUGCUCCUGAAGCACCUUAUAAGGAUGCAGAUCAGGUGAAAACAAUAUUUCUGUUUUUAAUCAAACAACUAGCAGGUUUAAAAGAUCCUAAAGAUCCAGCUUUCAAAAGAUAUUUUUAUCUUCUUGAAAAUUUAGCAUAUGUCAAGUCCUUUAAUAUGUGUUUUGAACUUGAAGACUGUCAAGAAAUUUUCUGUGCACUUUUCUCUCUUAUGUUUAAAAUAGUCAACGAUGAACAUUCUGGAAAAGUUAAAAGCUUUAUGUUGGAUGUUCUUUGUCCGCUUAUUACUGAAUCAGAUAUUGUCAGUAAUGAAUUAUUGGAUAUUAUACUUAUGAAUAUAGUUGAACCAAACAAAACGCAAAAGAAGAAUGCAUAUUUACUUGCUAAGGAAUUAGUAAUUAAAUGCAGCGAUACAUUGGAACCAUACAUUCAAGCAUUUUUUAAUCAUGUGUUAAUCUUGGGAAAGGAAGAAAAAAGUUUACAAAUUUGUAAAAAAGUUUACGACUUGAUUUAUGAGUUAAAUCAUAUCUGUCCAAGCGUCUUGUUGUCCGUCCUUCCACAAUUAGAAUGUAAAUUAAAAUCUUCAUCAGAAACAGAAAGAUUAGGAGCAGUAGCAUUAUUGGCGAGAAUGUUUUCUGAAAAGGGGUCUCAAUUAGCUGUUCAACAUACACAAUUAUGGAGAGCAUUUUUGGGAAGAUUUAAUGACAUAAGUGUUUCCAUUCGUAUUAAAUGUGUCCAGUAUUCAAUGCAUUUUUUAUUAAAUCAUCCAGAACUUAGGAAGGAUAUAACUGAUACAUUAAAAUUAAGACAACAUGACGCUGAUGAAAGUGUUAGAUAUGAAGUAGUUAUGGCUAUAGUAACAACUGCUAGGAGAGAUUUUGAAGUUGUCUCAGACAGUGAAGAUUUACUUGAAUUUGUAAAAGAAAGAACUCUGGAUAAGAAGUUUAAAAUUAGAAAAGAAGCAAUGGCAGGUCUUGCUAUGAUAUAUAAGAAACAUCUGAAUGACUCAGAUGUACCACAAGCUACAAAAAAGGCUGUUACUUGGAUAAAAGACAAAAUAUUGCACGGUUAUUAUAUGGCAAGUAUGGAGGACAGAUUAUUGGUAGAAAGACUAUUAAAUACAUGUUUAGUUCCCUAUCAGUUACCAGCAGAGGAAAGAAUGAAAAAGUUAUACCAUUUACUUGGUACAAUAGAUGAUCAUGCAUCUAAAGCUUUUGUGGAAUUGCAAAAACAUCAACUUGCGGUACGAAGGGCUGUUGUCGAGUGGCUAGAAAUUAUAAAACGACCAGAAGCUACAAACGAGUUAAUGACAAAAAUUCAUCAAAUUUCACGUUUUUUACCUGAUCCCAUGAAAGUACAGGAAUUUUUACAAAAAUUUAAUGGACAUAUGAAGAAAGAUUCAGCAUUAUUACAAGGCAUGGAAACAAUUGUUCAACCUAAUGUUUCCUGUAAAGAGUGUGCUGAUACAAUAAGUUUAGUUUUGAAAAAAUUGGGUCAACCAGUAAUGACAAACUUAUAUUAUAAUACAAUAAAGAUGUUAUUGGAAAGAGUGAGCUCUGUUAUGAUUGAUGAAGAAGCAAUCAGGGUUUUAAUAGGAUAUGUAUUAGAUUGUUUAAAGGGAGGUAAUGUAAUUGAAGAAGUUGGUUUGAAUCCAAAUAAUGCCGGAGAAAAGGGGUUAAGACUGCUAGUUAUGUUGUCUUUCGUAUUUGGCCCACAUUUUCUUCAUAAUGAUAUUUUAAUGCAAUUGGUACAUCUUUUAGAAUUAGAGGAUGAGAUGGUAGGACCACUUGUCCUAUCAAUCUUUACAUUUUUAGGAAAAUACAAACCUUUAUGCGAGGUAGCACCUGAUAUUAUGAAUCUUAUGGUACCAAUUUGCAAAAACUUUGCUGAAACAGGGACUCCAAAACAAGCGAAACAAGCUGUUAGGUGUUUGUUUGUUAAUAUGACCAAUAUUCACGAUAAAAUUUUUCCAGAAAUCAUUGAAAGAAUUAAAAUGACAUUAACACCCACAUCAGAAUUUUAUCGAACUUCUAUAGUUACAUUAGGUCAUAUAGCAUAUAAUUUGCCAGAUAAAUAUCAAGUACAAAUAAAAAAUAUGGUAUCAAGAAAAAUUGUUAAAGAAUUGCUUGUAAAAGAAAGCAGUGAACAAACAGCUGAUACCAUUGAAGGAGAAUGGUGCCGUGAAGAUCAGCUUCCUGAAGAAACACGUUGCCGAUUAGAAGGUUUGAAGUGCAUGGCACGUUGGUUAUUGGGUUUGAAAACUGACGUUUUGUCUGCACAGAAAACGUUUAGGAUGUUGAAUGCAUUUGUUGUAAAUAAGGGUGACCUUUUGCAACAAGGACGUUUAAGUAAAGCUGAGAUGAGUUGGUUACGUUUACAGGCUGGUUGUUCAAUGUUAAAAAUUUGUGAACAGAAAGGAGUUGGCGAUCAAUUUACAGCAGAACAAUUUUAUAAUCUUUCUCAACUUAUGGUGGAUGAAGUUCCUCAAGUUAGGGAAGCCUUUGGUAGUAAAUUACAUAAAGGACUUGGUAGAGGAAUACCAAACAAAUGUUUACCAUUAGACUUUAUGGGAUAUUAUGCUUUGGCAGGCAAAGAACAAGAUAAAAGAUUGAAAUGUUUAUUGAAAACAUAUAUGCAAACUGAUAUAAACAAAAGAAGGGAUUACGUUAAAACGUUGUCGUUGGGUACUGUAGAACGGGCCAUGGGUAAGAAACUAAAUAGUCAACUACCACAUAUUUUGCCUGAUUAUAUGCUAGUUUUUGCAGUUCCCAUUCUAGCACAUGAUCCUGAAUUUACAAGUCAUCUAAUAAUUAGUCAGUUAAAAGUCAUACAACAAUGUUUAUGGUUUAUACUUGAGCCACUCAUCACAAAGAAUGAAUAUUAUUGUUAUGGAUUUUAUAAAAACCUUAUAGAGCGAAUGAAAAGUCAUAAAGAUGCAUUGAAACCUGAAGACAACAAUAUGAAUUAUAAAUUAUGGGCAGUAUGUGAUUUAGCUAUGAACGUGAUAUACACUAAGACAACUAAUUUUGAUAUGAAAGAAUUUCCAAGUGAAACACGCAUACCUACAAUGUAUUUUAAACGAACGGAUGAGUUAGCUAAUACAAAAAAUUACCUACCAGCAGAAAUGCAAAUAAAUAUGACCAAUACUAAGGGAAAAGGUUCAUUACAUAAUGUACACGCAGUAAGCGAAAGACCACAACGUAGAGCUAAAUCUAAACAACAAAAAGAAGUUGGCAUUGGUCCGAAUGAAACAGAUGCAAGGCUGCAAAUUGGAGAAGUUGAAUGCAUUGAUGCACAGCCUGCUGAAGCGUCCGAGACUAGAAUUCAAUUACCUGGUUUGGAAGAGGAAAUUGAAGAGCCACCUGCAAAAAGGGCAUUGAGAGAGUCAGAUAAAGUAAAUAAGUAAUUAAGUGAUUGAACUCUGUAAUCAAGGGGGGGGGGAAGGUGACUGGAGAUCGGGAAAAGACUUAAGAAGCGCGAUGAUACUAUAAGAAUUAAAGAAUCUAAAAAUACUUUACAAAUUAGAAUACAGAAUAUUUUGGUUAUGUACAACAAUUAAUAAACCUAAGUCGUUCGCGUAUUUUUAGAUUAUAAGGUGUUACGAUUAUGACACAUUAACUUCAAAUUAUUAAUACACGUAGGCUUAUGAUUCAGAGACUUCUCUGGACUUACAACCUAUGACUAAAAAGAAGAAUAUUCAUUAGUUCGUUGGACAUGUGGCUCACCAAGUGUGUUUGAUUGUUCAUAUGGAUGGAAUGCAUAUAUGUCUUAGAUACUGUUUCUUUUACAGACCGAUAAAAAAAAAAAAAAAAAAAAAAAAAAAAAGAAAAAAGAAAAAAAAAAUAUCAAAGAAUCGAUCGUAAACUAGAAUUAUUGUUUAAGAUGGCUAUGUUCAUUUUGACACUUUUUAUAAAACGUGUAAAACUGUAUCUAAGUUAACAUUUUUUCUUCCUUGAAAGGUGAUACCUGAUAAUUGUUGUUUUGUUCACUUCAAGAGUUUAUUAAUGAAAAUAACGAUGGAAAGUUUGUGUGAUGUUAUACAUUUAAAAGUAUACUGCACAAUUCUCAAAGAUAUUAAGUAAUAAAUAAAUAUGUGCAAAAAAAGAUUUUUAAAAAUCGACAUCAUAUUUGACAGAUAUUCAUAAAUACAUUAAGCAUUUAUAAACUUAUGAACUCUGUAAGUUUUCAUACAUAUGCACAUGUAUAUUUAAUUACAAAUUUGUAAAUGGAAGAGAACAAUACAACUUUGUUGGGUUAAUGUAAAUGAUAUAUUUUAUGGAUGAAUUGGCUUUGUGAUCCAAAGUUGUGUUUGUUUCUUUUAUUAUGUUUAUCUUCUUUUAUUAUGUCUCUUUAUUUUUAUUGUAAUUAUUAUCAUCAUUAUAGUUACUUUAAUAAGCAGAAUUUUAUUGUAUAGGUAAAUUGGUGAGACAUUUUUUUCGUUUUUAUUUUUUUUUUUUUUUUUUUUUUUUUUUUUUUUUUUUUUUC
Messenger RNA from Vespa mandarinia (Asian giant hornet), 5071 nucleotides. RefSeq names its product cohesin associated factor B pds5 (gene pds5). Gene Ontology annotation, cellular component: nucleus; chromatin. Lineage: Eukaryota; Metazoa; Arthropoda; Insecta; Hymenoptera; Vespidae. The record is from RefSeq and is a predicted model, not a curated record. Gene Ontology annotation, biological process: DNA repair; mitotic sister chromatid cohesion.